AGAGAGAGGUUAAUUGAAAUCAACGGCGUGAUUAUAUAAAGUGCAUGAGAGCUGGUGAGAUAAAUCAAGAAAGAACAAGAGUGGUUCACACUAAAAGAAAGAAGAAGAAAACAGUGAGAGAAAAGUAAAGGCAAGAGCGCUUAGUGAGCUCUUCGUGAUUGUUGAUUUUUAAGUUUUAAUCAAUCCCCCUUCUCUGUAAUGCCCCGCUUCGCUGAAUCCCUUUCUGUUAAUCAUCUGUCUUUCAAGUUGUGAUUUCUGGGUUUGUUUUUCUGAUGAAAGUAGUGUUUAAAAAGCAAACUUAAGAAGGAUUUUAACGAAAGCCAGGUGUUUUCAGAAUCGAGAUCCAGGUUUUUUUUUUCUUAAACGUUUUCAUCUUUCAUUUUCUGUUGAUUUUAAGCUAUUUCUUCUUUUGCUAGCUGAAUCAGCUUGAAGGGUUGUUUUUAAGUUCCCUCAAGGUUGGUUUUUUUUAGGUUCUUGAAUCCAAAGAGGUUGUCUAUUUCUAAACCUCUCUUACUUUCUAUUUUGUAAAGCACAAACCUGUUCUUUAAAUUUAAAUCAAGAACUAGGUUUUUUUUUUCUUCUGAAUUUAUCUUCUUGUCUAUAAUAUCGAGCUUUUCUUUUAGGCAUGGCAGCUACAGUGGAUCUCUACAGUAGCAUAUCGCUUCAAUCAGACCCCUUGGUGGGCGAGUUAAUGGAAGCACUUGAACCUUUUAUGAAAAGUGCUUCCUCACUAGCUACCCCAUCUCCUUCUCAAACCCCUAACUAUCCUCCUUCUCCUUCUUUACCUUCUCUCCCUUCUACUUCUUACGAUUACUUCUUUUCUUUCUCUACACCAUCACAUCUACAGCAACAGCAACAGCAACAGCCCUUUUUGUACCCAGACGUUUGCUGCUCCACAUCGACGGCCUACCCAUUUUCAACUGGGUUCUCGAUUAACGACCCAAUGGGUCUCCAGCAGCCAUCUAGUUCAAUUGGGCUCAACCACCUUACCCCAAACCAGAUCCACCAGAUCCAAACCCAAAUCCACCAAAAUAACAGCCACUCUUACCUGCGAACUUGCCAACAACCGCAAACCCUCAAAUUUUUGUCUCCGAAGCCAGUCCCCAUGAAACAAAUGGGUACACCAUCAAAAUCCACGAAGCUUUACAGAGGAGUAAGGCAAAGGCACUGGGGCAAGUGGGUCGCUGAGAUCCGUUUACCCAAGAAUAGAACCCGUCUCUGGCUCGGCACCUUUGACACAGCAGAGGAGGCGGCUUUGGCUUAUGACAAAGCAGCUUACAAACUCAGAGGCGAAUUUGCGAGGCUUAACUUCCCUAAUCUACGCCACCAAGGGUCCCACAUCGGCGAGUACAAGCCUCUCCAUUCCUCGGUUGAUGCGAAACUCCAAGCUAUUUGCGAGAGCUUGGAGAAUUCUUCGCAGCAGAAACGAGGAAAAGUAGAGAAGCGAAGUAACUCGACCAAGAAGGAAACCAGCUCGGUGGUGGGGACACAGGAGGAGGAGCCGGUGGUCAAGUCUGAGACACCGUCUCCGGUGUUGACGGAGAGUGAUGGGUCGGGUGGAUCUUCGCCCUUGUCUGAUCUGACGUUUCCGGAUUUUGAGGAAGCACCGUUAGAGUUUGACUCGGGGAAUUUUAUGUUGCAGAAGUAUCCUUCUUACGAGAUUGAUUGGGCUUCAAUUUUAUCUUAAAUUUGUCUGUCCUGUAUUAUUGUCUCUCUUUUUUAUUCACUUUUUAGAUUUAGGGAUUUGGUUGCUGCAAUUAAGUUUUUGGCAGUUGCAGCAGGGCCAAAGUAUCAAGCCUGUAGUUGUAGUAGUGUCGGACUCGUAUCAUGUCUGUAGUUAUUUGUGGUAGGUAAAUAAUAUGUUGGAGUCAGGUAAAUCUCCAAGCAUGGUUAGCUGGUCUCCUUUUAUUGCUAGCUCAAUCAUGGAGGAACUUGUAUUUUCUCGUUGGUGUCCGUCCAUACUGGUCAUGAUGUAAUUCAACUUUAUUAUCGCUAUGAAUUUGUUGUACUUGAAAUGUAAUUUUUUUUAUAA
Populus nigra (black poplar) is the source of this 2032-nucleotide messenger RNA. Its product is annotated as ethylene-responsive transcription factor RAP2-13-like. NCBI's taxonomy places the organism in Eukaryota, Viridiplantae, Streptophyta, Magnoliopsida, Malpighiales, Salicaceae. Gene Ontology annotation, molecular function: DNA binding; DNA-binding transcription factor activity. The transcript has a single exon. Gene Ontology annotation, biological process: regulation of DNA-templated transcription. The coding region runs from base 626 to 1687 and encodes 353 amino acids. The record is from RefSeq and is a predicted model, not a curated record.